AUUGAACUAAUAUUUUCUUACAAAAUAUAAUCAAUCAUCGUUGUCGUCGCUAUAUCAAAUGAAUCAUAUUUCCUUAGAAUUCUCACAAAUCUUCGAUAAAAAAGAAAAAAGAAAAACUAAAAAAUUCCCUUAUUGCGUCCACGAACGAUCCCCGAAGGAAGAGAGAAAAAAGGAAGAAAAUUCCUUCAUACGUCGACCAACGAUCCAUUAGCACGAUCACGAAGCAAUUGAAACAAGAAACGAAACGUAGAGGUUGUUUAACGUUGGCUGAUAAUGGAAAUUAGAAUCGUGGUAGGCUGGUAGAAUGCGUAUCGUUCGACCUCUAACCCUGCUUCGUUCUCCCUCUUUGUCUCUUCUGUCGCUUGCCAAAGAUUCCCCUGUUGAAAAGUAACUGGUUUCUUGGAUAGUCGAGUCACAAGCGUUUCGAGAUCAAACCGGGAACGAGCGUGUGCCGCUGUUACACGUUCGCGUACGUUCGUCGUUUGCAACGACAAAUCGGUGAUAAGGGUGAGCCGAACGAUCAACGGUCAGUCGAGGACCGAUCGAUUCCGGUGUUGGUGGAUUCUGAUGCAACGCGACGAAGACGAUUUGUAACGCGGGAACCGUCGAGACAGAGGAUCGUGAAAGCCAUUGGUGUUGUCUUUCGAAGGAAGUUGUUGGGAAAGGAAGGACAAGAUGAUGGCUCAAUUCACCAAGAGGCAAUGGCUCACACUGAUCGUCAUCAGCAUCGCCGAUUUCGCGAACGCGAUCUGUGUAUCGCUACAGGCGCCGUUUUAUCCGCAGGAGGCUGAGAAAAAGGGAGCAUCCCCAUCAGAAUAUGGAUUGGUCUUUGGAAUUUUCGAGUUCAUCGUCUUUAUCAUCAGUCCCGUUUAUGGACAAUACUUACAUCGAAUCGGACCAAAACUAUUGUUCAACGGCGGCAUCCUGACGACAGGAACCUGCGCCAUCGUCUUCGGUCUGCUGGACAAGGUGAACGGCCAUUAUCCCUUUAUAGUCCUUUCGUUCGUGAUUAGAAUCGUCGAGGCUAUAGGAAAUGCGGCAUUUCUCACUGCCAGCUUCGCCAUUAUCGCCAAGGAAUUCCCGGAUAACGUCGCUACCACCUUUGCCAGCUUGGAAACAUUUUUUGGCCUGGGUCUCAUUGUCGGACCAACUGUUGGCGGUGCUCUUUAUCAGGUCGGUGGAUAUACGACGCCAUUUGUUGUCUUAGGAUCAGCCCUCUUUACGACUGCAGUUAUGACCAUUUUUAUCCUACCGGUUCACACUAACAGCAGCGAAGCAGCUCACAGUACAAUAGGCGUGACGAAGGCGUUGAGAAUUCCAGGCGUAUUGAUCGCCACAUCAUCCAUAAUCGCGACAAGCAUGAGCAUAGGAUUUUUACAAGCUACCCUUGAACCACAUUUAAGGCAAUUUAACUUGAGCCCUAUCGUUCUGGGCUUAAUGUUUGUCAUUAACGGUGGCAUUUAUGCCAUUACCGCUCCUGCGUGGGGUUGGCUCUGCGAUAAGCAUUCACAUCCAAAAGUGGCCACCGUAGCCGGAUGCAUUCUCGUGGUUGUAGGAUUUUGUUUAGUAGGUCCAGCACCUUUCAUACCGUGUUCGACUAUGCUUUGGAUGACAAUUUGUGGUCUGGUAGUUCACGGCUUAGGCAUGGCUGCACAACUGGUUGCCAGUUUCACGGAUGCAUUGAGAACAUCGAUACAAUACGGAUUUUCAAAUAAUCUGGAGACCUAUGGCCUGAUCAGUGGACUAUGGACCAGCACGUUUGCUCUUGGAGCAUUUAUUGGUCCAAGCGUAGCAGGAAUUUUACUGGACAAUAUUGGAUUUCGAAAUGCUACUAUGUUCAUCGUGUUUCUUCACAUGCUUGUGGGCGUGAUGGCGGCUGUGUUCUUGAGCGUUUGCACACAAAGACAUAAACCAUACACAGAGAUCAGCACGACGGAAGACUUAAGGAUACCGUUGACGGACAGCGAGCGUUCGCGGAGCGGAAGUCAUCGUCAUGUUCGCGGUCAGGGCGUGCCGAUCGAUAGGCCCAGCGGCAUGAACUCCCUGAUCGUGUGCAACAGUUAUUCGAACAGAGCCGGUGCUUGGUCCCGAGCAUCGUACAGCGGCCGUUAUUCCCAUAGUUAUGGUUCUAUCGAGACGAAAAGGUAUCUAGAGUUGACUACGUGAUGGCUGCAGCCAUUCAAUGACACACGGACAGGAAAAUCUCGGACAGGGUCGUGCCCGGCAGUAUUGUCAUGCUUCGUGAGUCUAACUCAACGUUUGGGAAAGCCUCUUCGGUCGUAUUUACGAGGGUCGAAAGAUUUAUAACGGAAUACGUUUUGAUUCUCUCGUUUAGUAACAGAUAGUAACUAAUGAAUAAAAAUGAUUAAAAAGAAACGCAAGGUUAUCGAUGCCGAGGAACAAAAUUAUUGAAAAAUGCUUAAAUUGAAAUAAUUUUAAUAAUCGAAAUAAUUUUAUACAUUACCAGUCGAAACUUUGAAACUGAUACGAGUUUUAUUAUUUUAGAAAACUUUUUGAUAAAAAAUUGUACGCGGUAGAAAUGGGUUCACGUGUGAAAUAUAAUUCUUAUUUAUUUAACUUGUGUUUACAUGAUAAAUACAUUGAAUAGAAUUAAUUUGCUUAGCAGAAACUUUUAACUAUUCUUAUGCGGGUGAAAUUGCCUUACGAAUUCAUCUAACUCGAUUAUUGAGUAACCUAAAAGAAUUUAUCGUCACAAGGAAAGUGUCAAAAACAUUUUUAUCGAACGAUCGAAUUUAGGAUGUGUCGUUUCUUUAUGAGGAAGUAAAGAAA
Molecule: messenger RNA, 2790 nt
Organism: Bombus pascuorum
Lineage: Eukaryota; Metazoa; Arthropoda; Insecta; Hymenoptera; Apidae
Product: MFS-type transporter SLC18B1-like
Exons: 8
Coding region: 676-2166 (496 amino acids)
Biological process (GO): transmembrane transport
Molecular function (GO): transmembrane transporter activity
Source: RefSeq, a predicted model, not a curated record